Messenger RNA from Coffea eugenioides, 2437 nucleotides. RefSeq names its product molybdenum cofactor sulfurase 2. The transcript has a single exon. Lineage: Eukaryota; Viridiplantae; Streptophyta; Magnoliopsida; Gentianales; Rubiaceae. The coding region runs from base 263 to 2218 and encodes 651 amino acids. The record is from RefSeq and is a predicted model, not a curated record.
UGCGUUAAUAUAUAAAGAAGAGGUCAAUGCCAUAAAGCAAUGACUCACUAUCAUCAUUGAAUGUCCAAUACAGAAAAACAAAAAGGCAGUAGUAGCUGUUCAAAUCAUCCUCUGGUCCACCUUUUUAAAACUUUUCUUCCCAAGUAAGCAUCCCUAUUAAAGAAUUACGGGCUGAUCUAAAGAAGGCAACAAGAGAGCACUAGCAGGCCAAGUAUUACAGAUAAAAAUAUCACCAAGCAGUUGAGUGAAGACAUCAGAGAGUAUGCAAUCACCUUGCUUCAAGGCAGCUGAACGAGUAUGCCUGUACCGUUGCUGCACCAGUCCCCUACUUGUUACCAGUGAGGACCAGGAGCCCCAAAAGACGAGCUCCAAGUCCAAAAGCACAUUGGCUAGUUGCCGGCAAGGCUUUGCUGCCAUAACUGCUUCCACUUUCUUCCCAAACACACACUUCACCAACCAUGAAAAUCUCCCCUCUCUGCAAGAAUCACUUGUCCAAUUCACCAAAGCAUAUCCUCGAUAUUCAGAGACGUCCCAGGUGGACCAAAUACGAGGUGAAGAGUACUAUCAUCUAUCACUCUCCAAACACAUCUGCCUGGAUUACAUUGGUAUUGGUCUCUUUUCCUACUUACAAAUUCAGUCUCAGUUUUCCUCAGCAGUCCCAGAAACAUCAUCUUCUUCUCCGCCUCCAAGAAUUUCUGAUGCUUCAUUCUUCAAUCUAUCAUACAAAUCAGUUAACCUCAAGUCGCAACUACUUCAUGGAGGCCAAGGAUCACAUCUGGAAUCUGUCAUCAGGAAAAGGAUCAUGGAUUUUCUUAAUAUUUCUCAAAAUGAUUACUGUAUGGUAUUUACUGCAAAUAAAUCAUCAGCUUUCAAGCUACUAGCAGAAUCCUACCCUUUCCAACACAGCCGAAACCUUCUCACAGUUUAUGACUACGAGAGUGAAGCACUGCAGACCAUGGUGAAUACAUCAGAGAGAAGAGGAGCCAAAAUCAUGUCAGCUGAGUUCAAGUGGCCACGGCUAAGGGUUCACUCAACAAAACUCAGGAAAAUGAUUGGCAGGAAGAAUAAAAAGAAAAAACACCAGGGUCUAUUUGUCAUACCCCUCCAGUCGAGAAUGACUGGUGCCAGUUACUCUUAUCAGUGGAUGAGUAUCGCACAAGAAAAUGGCUGGCAUGUCUUGCUUGACGGCUGUGCAUUGGGACCAAAAGACAUGGGCAGCUUUGGGCUUUCACUCUUCCGUCCUGACUUCCUCAUUUGCUCCUUCUACAAGGUUAUUGGGGAAAACCCAACCGGAUUCGGAUGCCUCUGUGUGAAAAGAUCUACAGUUCAAAUUCUGGAAGCUUCCACGGGUACCGGAAUAGUAAGUCUUGUACCAGCAAAUCAACCCUCUCAGGAAGAUUCUUCUGGUACAGACACAGAACUAGAACAGAUAUCCAUACCUGAGGCAAAAGAAGAAAUGGAUAGAGAGAUUUUUCCUUCAGGUCUUAUUGUUUCUCAAGGUAGACAAACUAAAAGGCCAACUGAAAGUGAGACUGCUACGACACAAGAAAUGGAUACUACCUCAAAAGCAGAAAGACUGGGAGAUUCAGAAACUAUGAAAUCUAAAAGGGCCAUUGUCUCAUACAACAACAGCGAUGUUAAACUACCUGAAAAUGAAGGAGCAGGCAUGCAAUUUAGGUGUCUGGAUCACGUGGACUCAUUGGGACUGAUGCUGAUUAGUAGCAGAGGAAGAUACCUGAUCAAUUGGCUGGUUAGUGCGAUAGUCAAGCUUCAGCAUCCUAACAGGUUGGAUAACUUUCCCCUGGUAAAAAUCUAUGGGCCAAGGAUUAAAUUUGACCGAGGACCUGCAUUGUCAUUUAAUAUAUAUGACUGGAAAGGAGAAAAGGUUGACCCUAUACUGGUGCAGAAACUUGCAGAUCGCAAUAAUAUUUCUCUCAGCACUGGGUUUUUACACAACAUUUGGUUCUCAGAUAAGCAUGAACAAGAGAAGGAUAAAAUCCUGGAGACAAGAAAGAGUCAAGAAAAGGAGAAGGCAAGAAACAAGAGUAGAAAGGCUGAUCAAAAAAUACAAAUAGUUACAGCUGCACUUAGUUUCCUGGCCAAUUUUGAAGACAUGUACAGGUUUUGGGCUUUCAUAGCUCAAUUUCUGGAUGCAGACUUUGUGGAGAAAGAGCGAUGGAGGUACACAGCUCUUGAUCAAAAGACAGUGGAAGUCUGAGGUUAACACCUGUGUAGAAAAGAGAUUAGUGUUUUCACAACUAACAUUUUUGAGGUUGAAUUCGAAAAUGCUCAGCAUCAUCUUAAAAUUGUAUCUUGCAUCUAAAUUAUGAGGAAAGACCUGAUCAUCUUGUAAUAACUAACAUUUGAGUAAGCAUUUUCUGUGUCCUUUCUUUUCAACAGAGGAAAUAGAAGUCAUCUAUUUGGCUUCUUUUAGCAA